Brachypodium distachyon (stiff brome) is the source of this 2309-nucleotide messenger RNA. RefSeq lists its product as uncharacterized. Lineage: Eukaryota; Viridiplantae; Streptophyta; Magnoliopsida; Poales; Poaceae. Bases 113 to 1876 code for a protein of 587 amino acids. The record is from RefSeq and is a predicted model, not a curated record. The transcript has 10 exons. Gene Ontology annotation, cellular component: endoplasmic reticulum; Golgi apparatus.
CCCCUCGUUUUCCUCCUCCUCGCUCUCCUCACCUCUCCUCCUGCCUGCUCUCUCCAACGACUCCUCUCGCCCUUCCCUCGCGCUUGCGCCCCUACCACCGCUCCGCCGCGCCAUGGCAAUGGACGACGUAAGCGCCGCCUCCCUGGACGCCUUCGCCGCCUCAUCCUCCUCCUCCGCGCCCGCCUCCGCCGACCCCUCUCACGGAUGGCAGAAGGUCACCUACCCCAAGCGCCACCGAAAGCCGCAGCCGGCGCCCUCCACCGCGCCCGCCGGGGCCGAUCUGGCCAACGGCGGCAGGCCCGGCGUGUUCGAGGGCGUCGACAAGCGCGCCCAGGACCGCCACCGCGCGAUCCAGGCCGCCAGGGACGCCGCGGCCGACGCGGACGGCCCCAUCGCUGCAUGGGCCCGCUCCGACGACUCCGACGACGACUCCGACGAGGCGGCGGCUCGCUCCUCCGCCCAGCCUGCUGAGGAGAAGAAGCCGAAGAAGCCCAAGGUGAAGAAGCCCAAGGUCACGGUCCUCGACGCCGCACGCCUGAUCGACGCCGAGAACCUCGAGGCGCAUCUCGUCGACAUCUCGGCCUCGUACGAGAACCAGGAGGGCAUCCAGCUCAUGAGGUUUGCUGACUACUUUGGCCGAGCAUUUGCCAGCGUCAGCGCUGCCCAGUUCCCCUGGGCAAAGAUGUUCAAGGAAUCACCUGUGGAUAAGAUGGUGGAUAUCCCAUUGUGUCAUAUUCCUGAGCCAGUUUGCAAGACGGCGAGUGACUGGAUCAAUCGGAAGUCUCCUGAAGCCCUGGGAGAAUUUGUUUUGUGGUGUAUAGAUAGCAUCAUGUCUGAGUUGUCAGGUCAAGCAGUGGGACCAAAGAAUUCGAAGAAGGUUGUCCAACAAACUCCAAAAGCCCAGGUUGCAAUCUUUGUUGUGCUUGCCUUGACUUUAAGAAGGAAGCCAGAGGUGCUAAUAAACCUUUCCCCAAAAAUAGUGGGGAACAGUAAAAAUCUUGUACCGGAAAAACUUCCCAUCGUUGCCUGGGUUAUUGCUCAGGCAUCUCAAGGUGACUUAGUGUCAGGAAUGUUUUGCUGGGCUCACUCCCUGUUUCCCACAAUAUGUGGAAAGUCAAGUGUGAAUCCUCAGUCAAGAGAUAUAGUUUUGCAGUUGCUCGAAAGAUUUUAUUCUCCAAUCAAAGCUCAGGCUAUCUUAUUGAAUGGCGCUAUUAGAAAGGGGGAGCGCCUGAUCCCCCCUAGUGCAUUUGAUCUUUUCAUGAGAUGUGCAUUCCCGCUUUCUAAUGCCCGUGUCAAGGCUACAGAGAGGUUUGAAGUUUACUACCUUAAAAUAAAGGAGCUGACUCUUGCUGGCCACCCUGGAUCUAAAUCUGUGAAGCAAGCAGCACAACAGCUUUUGCCUUUAAGUGUGAAAGCAAUGCAAGAAAACAAUGCAGAGCUCACCAGGGAGGCUGCUGAUGUGUUCAUUUGGUGCCUGACUCAAAGUGCAGAGUCCUACAAGCAGUGGGAAAAGCUUCACCCAGAAAAUAUCAAGGCCAGUGUCAUUGCCUUGAGCAAAUUGGCUGCUGGUUGGAAGGAAAUCUCUCCUAAGCUCAAUAUUGAAGCUCUCAAAACAACUCUGAAGAACAUGAAGGCUAAGAAUGAGGUGGCUCUAGAAGAAGCUGAAGACUCUGGAGAGAAGGCAACCAUCAAAGAAGUAGACAAGCUGUGCAAGGUGAUCCUGGGAAGGCUGUCCCGCGGCGCAACCUGCCUGAAGGGAAGCCUGCUGGUGAUCGCGCUCGCCGCGGCGGCUGGCUUCGUGCUGUCCCCUGACCUGGACCUCCCAGCUGAGCUGGAGAAGCUCCAGGCCAUGGCGUCGGCCUACCUGUCCGUCUAGACAGCACCGUCCGUCCGCCGGCCGCUGUUGAUCAAAGCUUUAUACAUACCAUCCAAAUGAAGUAGAUGCCGGGGGGAGGGAAAUAAGACAGAGGGGGAGAGGGAUAGUAGAUCCUAGGGAAAGGAAAGGUAUACUAGGUUUUUCAGCGUCUGCUCCCAAGUCCGCUUGGGAGGAGAUGUCAGCAGCAGCAGCAGCAGCGACUUUGCAGAGAGUUUUUUAAGUUAAAUCGGUUAGACUGAUCAGCAGCAGAAGGUUCGGCCAAAUGGCUCGUUUACCUGUGAGACGAUGAGAAGAAAACAGUUUUGCUUUUUUCCGGACCUGUGUCGUUUACCUUUGUUUUACCGGAACCCAUGUGUUUAUGGGUGUUAAAGUCGGAACCAUAUAUAUAUAUGUAUUCGUUAAUUGGUGUUGAUAACUUGAUAUCCAGCUGUCU